AUGGUAUCGAAUCGAGGGAUCAAGAUCAACCUGGACAAGAUAAAGGAAAUUGAAGAUAUCACCAUGAUAAACGACAUCAAAUGGGUGCAAAGGUUGACUGGACGGAUAGCUGCCCUGAGCCGAUUCAUCUCCAAAUCCUCGGAAAAAAGUCAUCGAUUUUUCUCAUUGCUGAAGAAGAAGACCGACUUUGCCUGGACCCCCGAGUGUCAGAAGGCCUUAGCAGAACUCAAGAAGUACUUAUCGAGCCCACCUUUGCUACACACACCAAAGGAAAAUGAGCAGUUGUAUCUAUACUUGGCGGUGUCCGAGAUAGCGGUAAGUGGUGUCUUAGUUCAAGAAGAAGAAGCACAGGCACUCCAGAAGGUCAGGGAAAAAGAAGUCAUCGACUUCAUAUACGAUCAUAUAAUCUAUCGAUUCGGGAUUCCCGCGAAAAUUGCAUGUGAUAACGGGAAGCAGUUCAUAGGCAGCAAAGUCAGUAAAUUCUUCGAAGAAUACAAUAUCAAAAAGAUCUUGUCCACCCCGUAUCAUCCGAGCGCGAAUGGUCAGGCUGAAUCGACAAACAAGAUUAUACUGCAGAACUUAAAGGAAAGGUUGACUAGGUCCAAGCACAGGUGGAAAGAGAUUCUACCUGAGGUCUUAUGGGCCUACCGCACAACGGCAUACAUCGAAAUGGACAUCGGAAGUCGAGAAACCAUAGACUUAGGACUGAAAGCACGUGCUGCACUAUUUUUUCCUUCGAUCGGUUUUAUCCCGAAGUGGGCUUUCCAGCAAGAGUUUUAA
This is a messenger RNA of Lycium barbarum (goji berry), 780 nucleotides long. RefSeq lists its product as uncharacterized. Gene Ontology annotation, biological process: DNA integration. NCBI's taxonomy places the organism in Eukaryota, Viridiplantae, Streptophyta, Magnoliopsida, Solanales, Solanaceae. The coding region runs from base 1 to 780 and encodes 259 amino acids. The transcript is spliced from 3 exons. Gene Ontology annotation, molecular function: nucleic acid binding. The record is from RefSeq and is a predicted model, not a curated record.